UGUUCUGGGUGGAACGGUGUUCUCAGGAAUGCUGUAAGUAGGUCAGUGGGAUGUGUGGAGUGUUUGUAAGUGGGGUGUUGAAAUGGUACCCCUGAGUUAACCUGACUCAGAGUCUGGAAACCUGAAGAAGAUUCACGAAGCUCCACAGCUGCUCAUUCAAUCCCAGCUUCAGAGUCCGAUACGGGGGUGAGGUCAUCACCGGCAUGCCACCCUCACCCUCGCCCACACCCUCACCUCCACCCUCACCCUCGCCUCCACCCUCGCCCACCCGCAGCCCCACGGCUGGGCCGGGGCUCAGUGUUCGGCAGCAGCAGCAGGAUGGGCUGUCUGGAGCUGAAGAGUUUGUUCACGGUCGCUCAGUUUAUAAAGGCGAGGUGCGGCGACGGCCUGAAGGCUGGAGAACCAAAGAACGUUAAGAACUAUGUUUUUUUCGAGGUGGAGGUUCUGGACCCGGACAGCAGGACCCAGCUCUGCUACCUGGACAAGGUGGAGCCUAACGCCACCAUCAAAGAGAUCAAGACUCUGCUGCACAAGCUGUAUCCUAAGUGGUAUCCAUCACGACAGGCUCUGAAGCUGCACCCGGAGGGAAAGGCUCUGAAGGACGAGGACGUUCUGGAGGAUCUGCCGGUCGGCACUACCGCCACCAUGUUUCUACAGGACCUCGGACCUCAGCUCAGCUGGACCAUGGUGUUUUUGGCGGAGAGUGUGGGUCCUCUCUUCGUCUACCUGCUCUUCUAUUACCGCCUGCCUUUCAUCUACGGCCCCGCCCACUCCUACAGCCGGAGCCCACACGCUGUCGUCAGGUUGGCCUGUAUCUGUCACACUCUGCACUACAUUAAGCGUCUGGUGGAGACGAUAUUCGUCCAUCGGUUCUCUCAGGGAACACUUCCUGUACAGACCAUCAUGCUGAAUUGUGUUUAUUACUGGGGGUUUGCGGCGUGGCUAGCGUACUAUAUCAACCACCCCCUCUAUACCACACCCAUGUACGGGAAGCUGCAGAUCUACUCUGCUCUGCUGAUGUUUUUGAUCUGUGAGUGCGGGAACUUUAGUAUUAACCUGAGCCUCAAUCGGAUCAGCAGCAACGGGUCGAAGCCCACCCAGAUCCCCAACCCCACGAACAACCCCUUCACCUGGCUCUUCUUCUUCGUCUCCUGUCCAAACUACACCUACGAGGUGUGCGCCUGGCUGAGCUUCACCGUGAUGACCCAGUGUGUUCCAGUCGGCGUUUUCACCUUUAUAGGUUUUGUACAGAUGACUAUCUGGGCCCGAGAGAAGCACAGAACCUACGUAAAGGAGUGUAAAGAUUAUCCAGAACUCCGGAGCGCCAUCAUUCCCCUCUUCCUGUAGAACCAGAGAGUCACGGACUGGUAGCCUCUGUAACCUGAAGUGCAGAAAUGGACAUUUUUUGGUGUUUUUGCAUUUUUUCCCCCCAUUUUAGUCACUUCCAGUCCAUUUACUAUCUAGAACCCUCUCUAUCUAGAACUCCCAGUAUCACCCAAAGCUACCAGCACUGACAGGAUAAAGGUAAAUAUGCAGAAACUCAACCACAUCUACUCAAACUGCUGCUAACGCAACACAAACACAGCAGGAGCUCAACACACUCUGAGGAGAACACUAAUCCCUCUGAGCUUUUAACAUUAGAGAGCUUCCUCUAAUCGCUCUGCUGAUUAAAACUCAAUCAGACUUAAUCAGACGCUGCACUUUUAACUGAUUAGCCCGGAGAAACAUUUACCUUUAUGUGUAGAAAACGAUCACUGUGGGAAAACAAAACCUUGUAUCUACAAUUUACAGCAGAAGAAAAAAAUCAGAGUAAAACGUUUUUAUUCUGUUAUUUUAAAGAAUGUUUAUGGGUUCGUUGCAUCGCAUUGGUGAAAUUUUAUAUUUACUAAAAACUAAAUGGUUUUAAAAUGUAUGUAAACAGUUUAGUGAAGUACUGAAUGUCUUGGAUGUACUGAAUAUUGAUGACACAGCAAAUAAUGAUCUUUUAAACAGUGAAUUCCUCUUAAAUCUGGUGCAAAUAUGUAACAUUUCUAAAUCCUAAGAUUGUUGUAACUUUUAUCUGGACAUAAAUUACAAAAAAAGUGUUUAAUUAUAUUGCUAAAUUCAUGUUAUACUGCUAUUUCAAUCAAUCUUGAAAUAGGGACUUGAGUUGAGUAGAAUUAAAAGAGAAAAAUAAAAA
Messenger RNA from Astyanax mexicanus (Mexican tetra), 2179 nucleotides. RefSeq names its product trans-2,3-enoyl-CoA reductase-like 2b (gene tecrl2b). Gene Ontology annotation, molecular function: oxidoreductase activity, acting on the CH-CH group of donors. The coding region runs from base 319 to 1347 and encodes 342 amino acids. The record is from RefSeq and is a predicted model, not a curated record. NCBI's taxonomy places the organism in Eukaryota, Metazoa, Chordata, Actinopteri, Characiformes, Acestrorhamphidae. The transcript has 12 exons. Gene Ontology annotation, biological process: very long-chain fatty acid biosynthetic process.